GCUCAAUAGAUAAGAGACGCUUUGUUUUAACGUCCAGGUUUUGUUUCAGUUCAAUGCUGUAGGGACUAGAAAUGGCAAUAUCAGCGAAGUUAAGCUCAAAUGGACCCUUGAUUCUGAUACAGUACACAAAAGUAAGGAAGGUUGGAGCCGGGUAAAAUUUAGAGGUCCUGGUGGCACAGGGACGUUGACGGAAUAUAUUACACUUUCAAGCAGUAUGAAUCGAAAUUACCUUACAAAUUACGUCAUUGAUGUAAAAGGAUACAGGGGUAAACCAGAACCGAAAGAUGCAUGGACCCAAGUUCGUAUGGAAGGAAGGUUUGAAUUGAUUCCAACAAAGCAAGAUAACUUUGCAGAAUUGGAUCCAAUCCUGAAAAAUGAUGCCAAGACGCACAUAGUUGAAAAUAUCGAGUUUGACAAGAAAUGCGACAGUAUAACGACGUGCACCUCUGACCUAAAGAUUACGGUAGAGAUGUUUCUGACCAAGGAAGGAGUAGUACCUACUCAAGUUAAAGAGGACACAAACAUAUACAUCGAUGCUGCUAACAUUCUACAGGUGACGACAGAUACCACGAAUCUGUUUAACUCGUCAUACAGAGCCAACGUCAGUGGUGAAGUAACAGCUUUAAUGAAGCGAGACGCUUCCCCGAACAAUGGUUUGGUAGGUGCAAGCUGCAAGUACGAAUCCCCACACCAGACAAGCACAACGAUUUACUGUACGGCAGAUAGUAAACUUGAUAGAAAUGAAAAUAUGAAAAUCAAGAUGUAUUUUGACGUAUCCAGGCAACGGCUGAUUCCUGGUAUGGAUAUGAGCAAAAUGAAGGAGUACGUUCAUAUUGCUUUGGUAACCGACCAGGCAAACAAGGAUGUGAACAUGGACAACAAUAUGUUUGAGAGGAAGAUCCCAGUGAAGUUGAAAUUCCAAGUGAUUAUACAGGCAGACAAAGAGACAUCUGAUCAAAUCAGAUACAAGGCCGACGAGAGGAGUACACGAAAAAUAACCCUUAUUCACCGCUACUUCCUUAUAAAUGAGGGACCAAGCUUUCUGCCAAAGACGUUUGUUAAUAUCUCAAUACCGUUGUCCAAGAAUGAAGUAGACCUCGCAGUUAUCAAGGAAAUGUCGUCUAAAUGUAGUGUCCGCGGUAAGGCCCCGAUAGUCCAGACAACAACAUCAAGCACGAAGUCAACGACAAAAUUCCCCGUUCAACCGGAAACUGAAAUAGAAAGAAAACGAAGGGAAGCAAAACAAGAACCGAAAACAGCUAAAAGUUCUGGAGACAAACCACAGGAAACGGCUAAAAACAAAAAUAUAACCUGUGAAGACUAUACAUGUGCAAUAAUUGAAUGUGAAGUGCUAAAUCUCGAACACAAUAAACAAGAGACCAUUGAUAUAACAGUAGAUGUUUAUGAAAAGGAACUGGCAAAGGAAAAGGAAGUACGUGAAAUACGCUACGAAACGAUUGCUACAGUUACUGAUCCUUAUAUCUGGUAUGGAGGAAAGGUUGUUCCAUGGGAUAAAACCGUAUAUGCUGAGAAAUGGACAACAUUUGUCGUUGAGCCCACGUCUGUUGUGUCCGAAGUGAAUAUAUGGAUUAUCAUUGGAAGCGUCCUAGGUGCACUUGCACUACUGAUCAUUGUCAUUGUAAUCCUAUGGAAGUGUGGAUUCUUUGCACGUAAGAAGCACAACCAGGUACAGCAAUGGAAAAGAGCCAGUCUGUAUAACCGCAAAAGCGUCAGGAUGUCGUCACAUGAAAAACAACCUUACACUUCUAUGGAAGAAAAAGAAUUAAAAUAAUAAACUGUUUAUUUUCUAUCAAACUAAUAUUCAUUUUGUUUUAGGCAACAUUAUUUACCCUCUGUAGUUAUAAUAAUCUAAAUGUGUCAGUGUUUUGUAAGUGUACACGCUUAGGAGUAAAUAUACUUUAGCAUAGCAGUGACAGAUGUUACUGCAGUAAAACUGUUGUACUUAGCAGUAAAACUGUUGUAAAAGUAGUAAAGCGGAAUAUAGCCAGAAGUAAUACAAUUGGCAGCAAAAACGAUGAUAUACUUGUUAGAGCAGUAAUAAUAUUUAAGGAGUGCUUCAGCAGCACUAGCUGAUGCAUCUGGGGUAUUUUUGCUACAAGGAGAAUACUGUCGAUACUGCAAUCAUUAGUUGCUGCAAUAAAGCCAAUAUGUAAAGCCCUAUAUAUGUAAGCCCUAGAUUUGUUAGAAACCUUACAUUAGUCUUUCUUGCGUUAGCUUAAAAUUUCAUAAUAUACUUGCUCUGUUGUAUAUUAAUAUAAAGGUUUCCGUAUGCUUGAAGUUCUAUAUUUAUCUAGAAUGAUAGAAAUACGUGCGUAUGAGAAUACAUAAUAUUGCAUGAUCGAACUUAUAGAAUAUAUAGAAUAAUGUAAAAAAAUAUCAAAAAUGUCUACAAUCAUAAUUUGUUAAGGAUUUUGAAAACAAAUUUUAAAGUUGAUGCUUCUUAAAACAAGAAGAGUUACUGUCAGACAAUACUUCUUACAUCUGUAUUUUUCAUAAUUUUAAAGCUAGGAAUAUGUUCUUUGCCCUGUCUGUCAACCUCUGAAGAUGCCGAUAAGUUCAGGAAGAGCAUGCUAGUCUGUAGAAGGAAAUAUUCGUCUACUUGUUAGGUCACCUGUCACAAAGUGACAAGGUGGGCUUUUGUGAUCGCGCGGCAUCCGUCGUCUGUACGUCCGUGUAUGCGUCAGUGCCUAAACAUUUGCUUGUGACCACUCUAGAGGUCACAUGUUUCAUGGGAUUUUUAUGAAAGUUGGUCAGAAUGUUCAUCUUGAUGAUAUCUAGGAUUAUGUGCGGUCUAAAACUAGGUAAGUAGGUCUAAAAAUAGAAAAACAUUGUGAUCUCUCUAGAGGCGAUUUUUUUUAUAGAGAUCUGUAUGAAAGUUGGUCAAAAUAUUCAACUUGAUGAUAUCUAGGUCAAGUUUAAAACUGGGUCAACUGCCAUCAAAAACUAGGUCAAUAGGUCUAAAAAUAGAAAAAAAACCUUGUGACUUCUCUAGAGGCCAUAUUUUUCAAUAGAUCUUAAUAAAAAUUAGUCAUAAUAUUCAGCUUGAUAAUAUCUAAGUCACGUUCACAACUGGCUCACCUGUGGUUAAAAAGCAGGUCAGUAGGUCUAAAAAAUUGAAAAACCUUCUGACCUCUCUAGAGUCCAUACUUUUCAAUGGAUCUUCAUAAAAAUUAGUCAGAAUGUUCAGUUUGUUGAUAUCUCGUUCAAGUUCGAAACUGGGUUACGUGCCGUCAAAAACUAGGUCAGUAGGUCAAAUAAUAUAAAAACAUUGUGAUCUCUCUAGAGGCGAUAUUUUUCAUGAGAUCUGUAUGAAAUUUGGUCUGAAUAUUCAUCUUGAUGAUGUCUUGGUCAAGUUCGAAACUGGGUCAACUGCGGUCAAAAAUUAGAUCAGUAGCUCAAUGUCGUCCGUGUGUCCGUGCGUAAAUUUUUGCUUGUGACCACUCGAGUUUGAGAUCCAGCCUUGAAAUUUGGAUGACAUGUACAGUUUUGCACACCAAUCUUUAAACUGUCUUACAGUGACCAUAGAUCUACUUUCUAAUAUUUUAGCAUCAGUCUGCCAUUUGAAACGUGUGGUUCAAUAUACUCAGGUGAGCGAUUCAGGGGCAUUAUGACCCUCUUGUUUACUAUAUCGUUAGACAGUAUGAGCGAAUGUUUUCAGCAUAUAAAUGCUAUGAUUCUUGUUAAACAUUAACUAGCGGGUGCGAGUGGUGUUGCACAUCUCAUUACGUCUCAUGAAAAGACUCCGUAAACACCGAGUCUGUUAUCAUGUUGCUUGGUUGCCUUCAAUGCUUUCAAAAGGUCUUUUUACAUAUUUUAUCAUUUAUCGUGAGCUCUUAUGGUUUUAAAUACAUUUUGUGCUUGUAAAAAAUGUGUAUUAAGCUUGUAUGAACUUUAAUGUACAGUACAACCUCUCCAGAGCGACCCUCUUUUAAGCAAAAACCUUUCUAUAACAACAUCAUCAAAUUUUUCCUAAGCUGAAAUACACUAUCAAAUUUACCUCCCCAGAACAACAACCUCUACAUAACAGUCAAUAUUUGUAUUUCCCAAAGAAUGUUGCUCUACAGAGGUUGUACUGCAUCGUAAAUUGUGCUUUAUCAGGAAUUAUAAUAAUGUGACAUUAAAUAAUUCACAUUUUUGCAAUACUGUGUAUUGAGUAAUGUUCGCGGAGGUUUCAUUUUCGCUUAUAUUCACGAAAAAUGUUGCUUGCAAUUUAUUUUAUUCUCCAUCAUUUUCUAAAGCACAAACACUCUCAUUUUGAGAACUUUGAACACAGCGAAUAAGAUUUGUAAACAUGUAAUUGCUAAAAAUUGCAUUAGCAUAAUAUUACACAAAUUAUAGUAUUACAAAAUAAAAUCUGAAAAGUAGAUCAUUCGGAAGCACCGAGAACAAGGCAAACUGUGAAAAUUACAGAUUCGGUUUGACUGAGUCUGUUCAUUAGCAGUAAUGGAAAAUGCAACAAUGCCCACGCCACGCCCCCAAAACGUGCAACUGCUUUUUAAUAACCAGUAUUCAAUCUUCAUAACUCUUAAUUAAACAAGGCAAUAAAACUAAAAGUGUAUUUGAAUGUGGUCGCUUUGUUAUUGUUAAUGGCAUUAAUAUCGUAAUGAAACAGUUAACAAUAAAAUUAAUCCAACAAUAUCUGUUUGUCCCCCGAGCCUGUAAUUAGCAGGUGUAAUCAUUCAGACUGAGUUCAUUACGUUAUUUGAGAUAUACCUUUUUACAUGACCUUUCUCCACAAAACAGCAAAUUGAUAUAUCUUUUUAUUUUCGAAACAGAUAGAAAGAAGCUCUUAUGCAUUUGUUUAAAAUCUGAUCAAUUAUGACUAUUCCUAUUUAAUAAAUGAAUGAUACAAAAGCGUGGCAUUAACGUAUGUCAUAAACCUCAGAGUUGCUUGCCUCAUGAUCAACCUUCUUUUUAAAUAUACAAAGUGUCACUUAUUUCUUUUUUUUAAAUCAUUCCGUUAAAAAGAUAAAAAUGCAUAUUUAGUAGUUAGUCUGCAAAUGUAGCCCCAUGUAUAUUUUGAAUGCAUGUACAUGGACAAUUUCCAGAUACACUUUCACAAUAGAUACGUUUAUGAAUAUUUCAUUAACAGCAGUAUUUAUUAGAACUUACUUUGCUUCACAUAUGAAAUUUCUUACGGCAUCACAAUUUCGAUCGUUCCACAGGGCAUUGUGUCCAUUGAAUAUAAUUUCUAGGCAAUGUUCAACACUUCCUGAAAAGGUAGCAGUAUACAUUUCCCUAGUUAUCUCAUUCUAUUCAGAUGUUAUUGAUUUUACAAAAUAUAACAAAACUAAAACCUGAUUUAUACGGCACAUUGUUUUAAUGGAAUCCUGCCUUAUCCGACGCUGUGCAUUAGUACUGGCACAUUCUCCGUUUGUUGUAUGUAAGCAAAACCUGCUUUUAUAGGAAUCUAGCUAUUUGUAAACUGUUAUACGCCACAUUUCUGAGAUGUUAAAUCGCGAAUUUCACUCUGUCUUAACCGAUAUGCAAAGAUCAUGAAAUAGUCUGAUGACAUUUUAAACACAUAACUAAUAAUGACUUAGUAACGAUGUGAUCGCCAUUUUAUCCAGGGGUAUUCUUAUUCAAUUUCAGAAAUUACUCAUCUUAAGUGGAAAACCGUGUGAAUAAGGAAGUUAUCAAUUUGCAAGUCAAAAUUACCAUGCAAUUUUUGUACCGUACAAAUAAUAAAGAAUAUAACUGGUAUAAAAACUGUUUGUACAACAUCACUAAUUUUAAGGCUUAGGGAUUAAGAUUGCAAAUUUUAAAAGCAAACAGUUGUAUGAUUUUCAAGAGAAGAUUCAUAAACGUAACAGUAGCAUAUGUACAAUUCAGAUCAGUUUAAAACUUGUUUACGAUAUGUUUCUAUAAAAUGUAUGAAAUGUAAUAACAAUAAAGAGUAUGUUCAUACCUGA
Molecule: messenger RNA, 5933 nt
Organism: Mercenaria mercenaria
Lineage: Eukaryota; Metazoa; Mollusca; Bivalvia; Venerida; Veneridae
Product: integrin alpha-8-like
Exons: 14
Coding region: 215-1792 (525 amino acids)
Biological process (GO): cell adhesion mediated by integrin; cell-matrix adhesion; integrin-mediated signaling pathway
Cellular component (GO): external side of plasma membrane; integrin complex
Molecular function (GO): integrin binding
Source: RefSeq, a predicted model, not a curated record